Molecule: messenger RNA, 1649 nt
Organism: Nematolebias whitei (Rio pearlfish)
Lineage: Eukaryota; Metazoa; Chordata; Actinopteri; Cyprinodontiformes; Rivulidae
Gene: cyria
Product: family with sequence similarity 49 member A
Exons: 11
Coding region: 85-1059 (324 amino acids)
Biological process (GO): regulation of actin filament polymerization
Molecular function (GO): small GTPase binding
Source: RefSeq, a predicted model, not a curated record
UGCUGGAAUGGGUAACUUGCUAAAAGUCCUAACAAGAGAAAUCGAGAACUAUCCGCACUUCUUCCUGGACUUUGAAAAAACCAGAUGGGGAAUCUGUUAAAAGUGCUCACUUGCACAGAGCUUGAGCAGGGACCAAACUUUUUUCUUGACUUUGAAAAUGCCCAGCCAACAGAUGGAGAACGUGAGGUGUGGAACCAGGUGAACUCAGUCCUUCAGGACUCUGAGAGCAUCCUGGCUGGUCUGCAGGCAUACAAAGGAGCGGGACAGGAAAUCAGAGAUGCCAUUCAGAACCCCAACGAGCUGUCUCUGCAGGAGCGGGCCUGGACCUCCGUUUGCCCGCUCGUCAUCAACCUAAAGACGUUCUACGAUUUCUCCAACAGACUCGAAGAUGCUCUGAAGAGUCUGCUGGAGUCCCUGACAUGCCCCCCCCUCACCCCCACCCAGCACCUGGAGAGGGAGCAGGCGCUGGCCAAGCAGUUCGCAGAGAUCCUUCACUUCACGCUGCGCUUUGAUGAACUCAAGAUGAGGAUUCCUGCCAUCCAGAAUGAUUUCAGCUACUACAGACGGACCAUCAGCCGAAACCGGCUGAACAACAUGAAUCUGGACAUUGAGAACCAAGUCAACAAUGAGAUGGCUAACAAGAUGUCUCUGUUCUACGCUGAGGCCACGCCCAUGCUGAAGACACUCAGCAACGCCACCACAAACUUUGUCACUGAGAACAAGACUCUUCCUUUGGACAACACCACAGACUGUCUCAGCACCAUGGCCAGCGUCUGUAAGGUCAUGCUGGAAACACCGGAAUACUCCAGUCGUUUCAGCAGCGAGGACACGCUCUUGUUCUGCAUGAGGGUGAUGGUGGGCGUCAUCAUCCUUUAUGAUCACGUGCACCCUAACGGUGCCUUUAACAAGUCCUCCAAAAUAGAUAUGAAAGGCUGCAUCAAAGUCCUGAAGGAGCAGCCGGCAGAGAAGGUCGAGGGCCUCCUGAAUGCACUCAGGUUCACCACAAAACACCUGAAUGACGAGUCCACUCCGAAGAACAUCCGGACGAUGCUCCAGUAACGGUUUCUUUGUUCAAUCCAAGCAGAAAGGAAGCGGCUCGUGCGCUGACCUCACAUAAGAUGUACAUGUUUACAUUAUUUAAAAGACACGAUGUUAAUAGUUUUGUGUACUUUGGAAAGGACUCUGAGGACAGAGUCCUGCUGUCAUAUACUGUUUGUAGAACACUGAGCUUCUUCAGAAGCACCUUGAAGUAGAUCCAGUCUCCGUCAAUGAAACGUGUUCAUUUAAAUCUGAUCUAUGUUGGGGACAGUUUCUGUCCAGACUGGUUGCUAGUUGUAAUCCAGACUAUCGUACAAGAGGAAGAUGAUCAGCACAGAAUGUGCUCUGAGAACAGCACGCACGUAAAGAAGCCACUUUGCAGCGUGGUUCUGUGAGACAGGCCUACAUAUACAUAUCUUACCUGUUGCAGAUGGCUCCUUGAAUGACCCGAGUGUAAAGAAACAAACGUUUGACAAUCUCUCAUCAUGAAAUGGCUCCAAGGUGUUCUUCAUUCAAACACUGUUUCAUAAGCCGUCGCUGCUUUUACAUUUCACCAUCUAAUAAUAAUAACAAUAAUAGUAAUAGUAGUAAUAAAAAUAAUAAUUGUAGUA